GCAUGGUCCCCAAUGUCACGGAGUCAUGGACUCCGUGACUUCUGCGACCUCCGUGACAUAAUCAAACCACAGUAUCUUAUGAUUACCAUAAUAUCACUAUUACUAGCUGGUUUAGGGCCAUUAAAACAACCCUUUAACAAAACUGAUGCCAGGUAAUUUUUUCCAAAGCAAUUUAGGAGCCUAAGUCACAUUUUCAAGGUGACUUAAGUACUUAGGGGUUUUAAUCCCAUUGGUUUUCCAUGGGAUGACUAAGUCACUUCUAAAAUUUCACCCUAAGUCACUUAGGCACUUUUGAAAUUUUUUAUCUGAUGGAUGGGUUUCUUUCUGUGAUUACAAGAUGCUUUAUAUUAGGUCUUCAGUAGGAAUUAUCACACAGACAUACUAUGGAGGCGUCAGUGUGUGUACAGCAAAGCAAACAGUGGUGAAUAAUAUAUACCUUAAACAUAAUUUCUGCUAUUGCUAAUUAAAGCUGGAUUUAGAGAUAUUAGGCUAAAUUCUCUCCUGGUGUAAACUGAUGAAGCUCCAUGAAUGUCAAUGGAGUUGGACCAAUUUACACUAGCAGAGAAUUUGACUCUUGAAUAUUGCUGCCUAUCACAGGCUGCUCUUGCAGAAUGGCCCUUUGCUUUUUUCCCCUUUGUCUAGACUUCAAUAGUAGUGGAAAUUACCCUCAUUUUUAAGGAGUUAGUUUUUCCCUAGUGCACUUUUGGGUGUGCCUUGUAUUUGUCAGGAAAUGGGACAGCUAAAGCUGCAGUUCAGAGUCCCAGAAACAGUUGUACAGGAUGACAAAAAUUGUAUAUUUUUCCCUUCUCUAGGACUGGAACCCACGCCUGCCUUUUUAUUUAUGUAUUUAUUUUAAAACCAGUUCAUUCAUAGUCAGGCUGGAUUAGCCUGCCCUGAAAAGGAAAAGCAGUAAUAAUGGAUUUACUCUACAGGAAUGCAAUCAGCCCAUCAGAGGCCUUUUCUUAAACAUGCCCCAUUCACUGAGAGGUUGAAAUUUCAGCGGGAACAACCCUGUGAAUCAUGUGGAGACAAUGAGUCCUGGGGAAUGUCAAAGUGGCCUGGGAAUAAAUCUUGUUUCCCAAUGAAUGUCAUCUUGCUCAGUAAGGAAAACAGACCAUGAAAAUUCAGAAACCCCCUUCAAUGCACAACUCUUUAUCCAGAAGCUAAAACAACAAAAUGUAUCCUUUGCCUGUCUGACAUGUACUUUGCAAUAGUUGGGUUUGUGUGACUUUUCUUAGUAAGUUUACAUUGAGUUAAAAUGCCGGUGAUAACCAAUCAGUUGCCUAGGAUUUUUAAGGUACUAUUGCACUUGCCAAGAAGAGAUCUUCUAGUGGAUUUUUCUGUGUGUUGAUGCACUGUAUUAAUUUGUGUAUCAUUAAUUUGGCUUAACUCUACUCUCAGUUAUAUUGGUGCUAUGCUACUGAAUUCAGUGAGGUUGUACUGUUGUAACUGAGAGAAGGCCUGGGCCUCCUUAUAUUUUUGUUUAUAUUACAUUAUGUGUGCAUGUGCCUUCUGUCUGUCUGUCUGUCUAUUUAGGCAUUUAUAUGGUCCUCACAACCAUAGUAAUAGCUGAGUGCUUUAUUGUUCAAGCAAUAUUAGGCCUCAUCUACAGUACAAAUGUGUUGGAGAAUCACAUUUAAAACAGUUGUCUCCCACCCUUGUGACACCACAUUUGCAAUAUAAAAAGGUCCCCAAACUGCACUAAAGACUUGGACAUAAUGAACCACCCAGUUAAUGUUUGGCCUUCACUUCAAAAUGAGUGUUAUAACCAAUUUAGUGUCCACCAUGUUGUAAUGGUUUUCCCUAACAAGUUGUACAGAGAAAGUGUAAGUCUAUCUGGGAAAAGACUUAUUGCAAAUGCCUGCAAGUGGAAAGUUUCAAAACUUAAACCAGAUUUCAGGGUUGGGUUUUUCUUCUCUCUCACAUUGUUUUUCUGCUCUACUCAUUUUACCCAUAAACAUGCAACAUCCAGUGUCCUUUAACUAAGGAAGUAAUUGACUGCCUGAGGGAAAGAGUUUACGUUUUCCACAUACUUCUAUUUUUUACGGCUGUGGGACUUAGUCAGAGUGAGAUCACUUAUGCUGUAUGGUUUGCUUGGUGUGGUUCUGUUUUUGUUUUUUGUUCUUUUGUUGAUGUUGCGGAAUGCAUACCGGUCACUGGGCAGAUUUGAAAAGCCCUUUUAAAAUCAUAGUGCUAGAUCACCGCCCUUUGGGAAAAAACAACGGGUAGGGAAAAGAUAUGUAGAAAACUUUGAGUUAUUAACAUUGACGGAGUUUCCCAAAAAAUGGCUUGGUGUUGGAGUCAGGACAAGAGCUUCAGUUUGCCUUCCCCCAGAGUGAGCAGAGACAUGUUUCUCCAAUGUUGCUGAUUUUCCAGAGCGCUACAGGAAAAUGUGAAUCUUAUGGCAAGAGCCUUGUAUGAUAAUGUCCCAGAGUGCGCAGAGGAGCUGGCCUUCCGCAAAGGAGACAUUUUGACAGUGAUAGAACAGAACACUGAAGGGCUGGAAGGAUGGUGGCUCUGCUCUUUACAUGGCCGACAAGGCAUUGUUCCAGGCAACCGGGUGAAACUUUUGAUAGGCCCAGUACAGGAUAGUCCGUCUAACCAGGACACAUCCAAUUCAAGAUCAAUGCAUCAUGCCUAUAACCAGCAGAAAGUCUACCAAAUGCCAAGCUCACAGGCUUCAACUUGGGACCCGGUAUACCAGGUGCCACCUUCCCAUCUGAAUCAGGGCAUCUACCAGGUACCUACUGGCCAUGGUCUACAGGAGCAAGAUGUUUACCAAGUCCCACCAUCUGUGCAGAGAAGCUUGGGUGGUACUGAUGGUUCACCUUUCAACAGCAAGGUAGUAACUCCAGUCAGGACAGGACAAGGUUAUGUUUAUGAGUUCCCUUCCAAAUACCAGAAAGAUAUCUACGAUACCCCUCCAGUUCGUCCUUCCCAAGGGAUAUAUGACGUUCCCCCUGCAUCAGUUAAGGGGCCUGUGCAUCCAGUCCCAAUGGGAGAGGCAAAAGCUCAAGGGGUGUAUGAUAUACCUCCUAUAAAAGGGAUCUAUGAUGUUCCUGCAUCUGCAUGCAAAGAGGAUACAGGGCUGAGGGAAAAUUUGCUGGAUUUCCCUUCUUCAGUGAACCAUAAUGCAAGACUAGAAGGAGUGUAUGACAUCCCUCCUCCCACUACCAAAGAACUUAGCAAGAAAUUUACCUCUGACGUCCCUCUACCUAAUGAUUUAUUGUCAUGCAAACAUAGCCUAUAUGACAUUCCAGUGAGCCAUCAAAAUCAAUUUCUUGGUCAGCAGAUUGCUCCUCAGAAGGAUGUAUACGAUACCCCUCGUGGAGUUCCAUUUCCUGGACAGCAGUCGGGAUUCAGCAAAAGUCUAAAUCCAGAGGGAAGGGAAGGUGUGUAUGAUGUGCCACCACAGACUACACAAGACACUAAAGGAUUGAAAGAUGUGACAGAUGGGAUAAAUAGAUUGUCUUUCUCCAGUACGGGCAGCACUAGGAGUAACAUGUCUACAUCUUCCACAACUUCAAAGGAGUCUUCUUUUUCAGCCUCGCCUUCUCAGGACAAACGAUUAAUACUAGAUCCAGACACAGCCAUAGAGAGACUUUAUUGGCUUCAGCAGACAGUGGAGACUGUGGUCUCUAAUCUCAUGGCCUUUGUUAACACAGACUGGCGGUCUUAUGGGUACAUGGAGAAAAAUAUCAAUGAAAUCCACACUGCCGUGGAGAAAGUAGAGCAGUCAUUGGUGGAGUAUCUUCAGUUUGCAAAAGGAGCAACAGCCAAUGCUUCCUGUCUCUCAGAAAUCAAUCUCCAUAACAAAAUGAGAAGGGAGCUGCAAAGACUGGAGGAUUCUCACCAGAUCUUAACCCAGACCAGCCAUGACCUGAAUAGUUACAGCUGGUCAUUGAACAUCUUGGCGGUCAACAAAUCCCAAAACAAAUGUGAUGAUCUAGACCGAUUUGUUAUGGUGGCAAGGACAGUCCCAGAUGAUGCCAAGCAAUUGACCACCACUAUCAGCAUCAAUGCAGAGAUGCUAUUCAAACAGGUAUCAAGCAGUUCACGUUUAAAGAAUGUUUCAGAGAACAUUAUGAACACAACUGACUAUGCAUACAACAGCCCCCAGAAUCAGUUGUUACACCACAGAGAGAAAACUCAGGACCACGGCAGUUCUUUGCCCCCAUUUCUGAGUAAAGACCAGCAUCCCCCUGGUAUCACUAAUGAGGGCUCUGAGAAGAGCUGGAUGGAUGAUUAUGAUUACGUUCACCUACAGGGAAAAGAGGAGUUUGAAAGACAACAGAAAGAGCUUCUAGAAAAAGAAAAUAUCAUCAAGCAGAACAAGAUGCAGCUGGAGCAUCAUCAGAUCAAUCAGUUCCAGCAACUGGAGCAAGAGAUCACAAAGCCUGUGGAGAAUGACAUUUCAAAAUGGAAGCCGCCUCAGAGUCUUCAAACUGCAAGCAGCACUGUGGGCUCUCAAGACCGAGAGCUGCUCUUCUUUUAUUCUGACCAGUGCGAGACUCAUUUUGUGUCUCUCCUAAAUGCCACUGAUGCCUUUUUUAACUGUGUCAGUGCUGCUCAGCCACCAAGGAUGUUCGUCGCUCACAGCAAGUUUGUCAUUUUAAGCGCUCACAAACUGGUGUUCAUCGGGGACACGCUCACAAGGCAAGUGACUACUCAGGAUAUCCGCAGCAAAGUGAUGAACUCCAGCAACCAGCUGUGUGAAUUGCUAAAGAACAUUGUUAUGGCAACCAAGAUGGCUGCUUUGUAUUAUCCCAACCCAGCUGCCCUGCAGGAGAUGGUCGACCGAGUAACAGAACUGUCUCAUCACGCACAGCUGUUUAAACGCUCUCUGGUACAGAUGGCAUCAUUCUGAAACAAACAAAAUGGAAUCCAAUCAAUGGACAGUAAAAAUGAUUUUAAAAAACUGGAAAUAUGUCCUAGUUUAUGUAAAUGUUAUCAAUUUUUGUAAAUAUUUUAUAUGAAAUAUUUUAAAUACAUUUUUAUGGAUUAGAAAAUCUAAAAUUCAGGGAUCUGGGGGUAUAUCUGUUUCCCUAUUAUGUUUUUAAUAUACAUAUAUAUAUGUAUACACUGCAUAUAUGUAUAUGUUGCUACAUUCCAUAAGACACCAUUAUGUAAGCACCUUAAAAGUAUGCAUCAGUUAAGUGGUGCAUAUCACUGUAUAUACUGCCUGGUUUUCAAUAUAUCCGUUAAUUGGAUGCUGUCACAUGGACAAGGCUGGCAAAUCUAUUUGUAGCAAUUCAUGAUGUAGAUGUAAUAGUUCUAAUGGAACCCCAAUCCCUUCCCAGAACCUACUUGAUUUGAAUUAAUUUAGUAAAAAAUUAACUGUACCCUCAAUUUUAUUUUGCAUACAGGAGUCAUUUUGAGCAGUGUAUAUAUAUACGUUACAUAACAGACAAUAAACCAAGGCUCAAACCAGCGGGGCAAAAAUCAUCCUCAUAUUGCAUGAUAGACAGAACCUCCUCACGAGGAGCAGGAAGGAUUGUAUAUAUUUAAAAAUAACGUCUUAAUACCACAAAAUAUUUUAAAAACCUGGAAGAAUUCCCAACAAUAUAAAUUCACAUAUGUUUAUCCCACCUUUCCUUGCAUUUGCAAAUAAUGAUAUCUGUCAGACUUUAAAGAUGUAUUUUUUUUUUUGCAGACCUAGGGACUUACUCAGAGUUGCUGAAUGUCCCUAAAUCUUGCUGACAUCAGUGGAUUCUGAAGGUACACAACAUCUCCCAAGAUCAGGCUUAAAGAAAAGGCAUGGCAUCAUAAUUCCCCAUGAAAAGGCUUAAUUUGCCAUCAAUUUUGGAACAUCUGAUUAAAACAUCUGUAAUUUUAGAGGAGAAAAUAGCACUUAUCUCUAUGACAAAUUCUUAUGAAUCAUUUGCACUUUUGCAGCUCUGAGCUUCACUCAGAUUUUGGACUUUUUCCAAAUUUUCCUUCCCGACCUACGGACACACCAUGGGUCUCCUGGGCUACAUAGUCACCAAAGCAACACCCUGUAUUUAAAGGGGUAAUUCCAUAUGUAGUGGACACAACAAUGACUUGACCACAGGUCACAUUACAUGACCACUCCUAACUGUGGAGUAGUGGCAAUCAGGCUCCAGGGAAUGAGGUCCAGGUGAUGCUCAGUGGACUUCUGAUUUAAAACAAAAAUAUUGUUACCCAAGUUUCCUUGUGAUAAUUCAGGCUACAGUCCCAAGUCUUUAUAUAUUUCUGAGUGUUUGCAUAAGAGACCAGCCUGGUGGUAAAUACAAAAUCACACCAUGUAGAAUACCUAGUCAGGAGGCACUUAAGUAAAGUCUUUCUUCACAAAAGGAUGUCUGGUAUUUUUGUUCCAGCCUAUGUCUAAACACGUUCUCCAGUGCAUGCCUCAUUGCAGUGCAUUUGUUUAUCUUGGAUAACAGAACUGCUUAACCAGCAAAUGAAGUUAUGCUUUCCUAAUACAUUGUCUCAGAGUGAUGACUGCUCAUCACUGAGAGUUACCAUAAUGUUGUUUCCAGAGGGCUCCCAUUAAAGCCAGUGGGAGUUCAGAGGGACUUCAGCAGCAACAGAAUCAUACCCAGCACUUGCAUCAGAUAUAAUAUUGAAAGCUCUUCUCCGUUUUACAAGAGGAGAGGAAUAAUUAUCCCAUUAUAAACAAAAUAGGAUUGCCAAAAGAUACCAAAGAAUCCACUUGAACCUGUUUUGUAUUUGUGUUAUUUGGGAUUUUUCUGUUUUUUUCCAUUGUAAUAUUUUUAGAAAGUGACAAAGUGUUUUAAACUUAGCCAUCAUGUCAAUCACUUUUGAGUUUUCAAAAGGGGGAUUCCUUUUAUGGCAAACUUAUAUUAUUAUUUACUUGUUACCUUGUAGAGAGUAUUUUUAAAAUCAUUAAAUAUACAAAGGCUUUUUUUUUAAAAAAAA
Messenger RNA from Chrysemys picta bellii (western painted turtle), 6900 nucleotides. The record is from RefSeq and is a predicted model, not a curated record. Lineage: Eukaryota; Metazoa; Chordata; Testudines; Emydidae.